UUUAUAAUAAUUGUGUAUACAUAUUUUAUUUAUUUAAUGAUGUGAUCAAACAAAUGUUCUAGAUUAUUCUCGCAACUUAUGUAUUUGAAAAAUAGAAAGAAUAUAAUAUGUACCUAAUAACAUUACAUUAAGUACUUUCUUAGCUAAGAAUCUAUCGCCGACAAUUAUAAUAUCCUUGUAUGUAAAGAUGUAGUCGUAUAUUAAUUGGUUAUAUCUAUAUAACCCAUUACUAGUCAUCUUAUUUUAGUAAAUAAAGCCAGUUCUAAAAAAGUAAAAUGUAUCUACUCUCUACAUUGAUCUUAUUUUCCUAUUAAUAAUAAUGUUAGUCGAAUUCCAACUAGUCGUAUAGAUAUAAGAUGCUACAAAUAAUAUAUCUAAGUUACACAUAAAGCAGUAUAGAAUUUACAAUGGAGAAUCAACAAGUUUUUAUGGAAAAUGAAACACCACCAGCAACAGCUGACAUUUGUACAGAAACAGGAGUCCUGGAUCAACCUGUAAACCAACUCGAUGAUAACAUUACAAUCAAGCAUGAGUAUAUUGACAUACAACCAAAUACUACUGAAAACAGUAAUGAAGAAGGUAACAUUGACAUACCUUCUGAACAAUUGUUUGAUGAACAACACUUAGAUACAAAUGCAAUUAUUAACAAAUAUGAUCCUGAUGUAACUGAGGAAUCAGUAGAAAUGUAUAAUGAAGAAGACAAAAAUGACUAUUAUGAAUACUUAUAUGAGAAUUGUGAAAUAAAAGAGGAGUUGGUUUUGGGACCAACAGGUGUGCAAGAAGUUACUACUAUGACCCAUACUGAGAAACCAUCAGAUGAACAAGUUGACAGUUCCAAGAGUCAAAUGAUGACAAAAACAUCUACAAAGAAAAGAUCUAAAAAGAGUAUUAAAAAACCAUAUAGCUGCAAAAUCUGUAAAAAGAGAUUUAGUUCUAAUGUCAGGAUGUUACACCACAUGCGUUGUCAUAAUAAUAAAAAAGAACAUAAAUGUGAAAUAUGUGAAAAAAUUUUCAAUACUGAAGAACAUUUGCACAAACAUCUUAUUACUCACAUUGGUAAAAGGUUGUACAAUUGUAAAAUGUGUAAAAAACGUUUCACAACUCAAAUAUCUUUAAAAAACCACAUGUCUGAAAAUAUAAACUUGCAAAAUCAUAUGUAUACACGCACACACACUGGGAUGAAUAAAGAUCUUUGGAAACCAUCCUAUAGAUGUGAGGUUUGUUCGAAAUGUGUAAGUACGAAAUCAAAUUUGAAAACGCAUGUGCGUAUUCAUGCUCACGAGAAGCAAUUUAUUUGUAACAGGUGUAAUAAAAGUUUUAAUUCAAAAUCAGGUUUAGAGGGUCACAUGCCCAAACAUACCGAUUCUAAACCAUAUUGUUGUGAUGUGUGCUAUAAAGGUUAUUCUACCAAAUCUAGCUUGAACCAACACAAGAUUGUUCACACUGAUAUAAAACCACAUAAGUGUGAGGUAUGUGGUAAAUUUUUUCGGACAACAUCACAACUUAAGGUUCAUAUGCGUAUUCAUAAUGAGGAAAGGGCUUUUACCUGUGACAUUUGUGGAAAAUGUUUUGUUCAAAAAUCAGGUUUGGUUUCUCACAUGGUAAGUCACAGUGAUAAAAAACCAUAUGAAUGUGAUCUAUGUAAAAAGAAAUUUAGCAAAAGAGGCACUUUGGUUCAACAUAUGAUCGUUCAUAAUAAUAAAAAACAAUAUAGUUGUGAAGUAUGUCAGAAACCCUUCUCCAAAAAAUCAAGUGUGAAAGCACACACAGCGAGGGCACAUAUCGGUGAGAAGCUGCACAAGUGUCAAGUUUGUGGAAAAUGUUUUGGUUGCAAUUCGAAUUUAAAGCAACAUAUGAGCAUACAUACUCGUAUAAAACCACACAAAUGUGAAAUAUGUAAAAAGGACUUUAGCAGAAAAGCUCAUUUAGUCAUUCACAUUCGUACUCACACUGGUGAAAAACCAUAUGUGUGUGAAACAUGUAAGGAAGGUUUUAUUUCACAGUACACCUUGAAACUUCACAACCUUACUCAUAAUGAAAGUCAAUAUAUUUGCGAUAUAUGUAAUCAAAGUUUUACUUAUAAAUCCGGUAUACGUACUCACAUGCGCAAUCACGCUGAGGAAAGACCAUUUAGCUGUAAUAUGUGUAAAAAACGUUAUAAAAGACAAUCUCAUUUGACUGUCCACAUUCGUAUUCAUACUGGUGCUAAACCAUACGCAUGUAAAGUGUGUAAAAAGAAGUUUAGAAGCGAAGCAAAUGUGGCUUCCCAUAUGCUUGUUCAUACUGAUCAAAAACCAUUUAGUUGUGACAUAUGUAAACAGUGUUUUAAAAUUAACUCGGCUUUAAGAAAUCACAACCGUACUUGCACCACAAACAAAAAGUGAAACGCUUGCUUGCUCUUCCAAUUGCAUACAUGUAUAUAAAUUUAUAGCAUUUAGUGGGAGUAGUUCGCUGAUCAUCAGUUGUAUGCUUCGAAGGUAAUACGCAAUACAUAAAAUAGUAUUCUAAGUUAAUACCUAAUAUCUAGUCAUAUUUAAUUUGUAUUACUAUAAACAUAUUAAUAUAAAUAAUAGCUUCUU
Messenger RNA from Achroia grisella, 2579 nucleotides. RefSeq names its product zinc finger protein 883-like. The record is from RefSeq and is a predicted model, not a curated record. The coding region runs from base 408 to 2384 and encodes 658 amino acids. The transcript is spliced from 3 exons. Lineage: Eukaryota; Metazoa; Arthropoda; Insecta; Lepidoptera; Pyralidae. Gene Ontology annotation, biological process: regulation of transcription by RNA polymerase II. Gene Ontology annotation, molecular function: DNA-binding transcription factor activity, RNA polymerase II-specific; RNA polymerase II cis-regulatory region sequence-specific DNA binding.